Vanrija pseudolonga is the source of this 2556-nucleotide messenger RNA. Its product is annotated as putative transcriptional regulatory protein. The transcript is spliced from 9 exons. The record is from RefSeq and is a predicted model, not a curated record. The coding region runs from base 337 to 2556 and encodes 739 amino acids. Gene Ontology annotation, biological process: DNA-templated transcription; regulation of DNA-templated transcription. Gene Ontology annotation, molecular function: DNA-binding transcription factor activity, RNA polymerase II-specific; zinc ion binding; DNA binding. Lineage: Eukaryota; Fungi; Basidiomycota; Tremellomycetes; Trichosporonales; Trichosporonaceae.
CGCUACCGCGUUGCCGCUCCAACUCCACUUGCGUGCCGUGCUCGCUCUGUCACGACGCACGCGCCUCCGCAUCGCCCAUCGUGGUCGGGAAAUCGCCCAUCCGUCACCGUCCAUCGCCCAUUAUCUCUGUCGCAUCCCAAACGUCUCGCUUGAUCACCUGACCUCCCCCACCCGGACAAGUUGUCGCCGGGUCACUUCUGAUCUCGACCACCACACUUUCUUGCAUAUCGACGAAACGAGGCGGCAGCACUUCCGCACUGCAGCAAGUGCCAGCUGUUCCAGCAAAGGUCAAAAGCUGCCUCGCGCACUCGUGUGCUCCUCGACAGACCCCCCAACAUGCCCCCCGCAUCCAAAGUUGCGAUCGACCGCCUGCCGCGGUUCACCGAGCCUCCCAAGCCGUACAAGAAGCGACACUAUGGCCAGUCUUGCUUUGCGUGCAAGGAACGCAAGAUCAAAUGUGAUGGCGCCGAGAACCCACCUUGCAAAUCGUGCUUCGAGUCCAACACGCUGUGCGAGUCGGGCGAGAAGUUCAAGCGCAAAGACAAGGCAGGGAGCAGCGGGCGGAGCGAGACCGGCGAGGAGAGGCCGCGCCGGCCGAAAGACAGGAACGACACCGAGGCCAUCUUUGCCGACCACGAGUCGCGGUUGCGAGAGCUCGAAGAGCUGGUCCGCAACGCCGCGCGGACGGACCGUCCUGGCCCAUCCACCGAGUUCUACAUGGAGCCGGCGGUCGGCGAGCCGGGCUACGCGCUCAGGUACUACCGCAAGCCGGUAUACCACGGCGAGUUGAGCAUGUUCGACGACGAGAGCCACAGGACGGGUGGGCCGGAACGACCGCGGUCCCGCUCGUCGUCGGUGGCGGAGCGGGACCGGCCAGAAGUAGCACGGUACCGCGACCGCGAGAACGAAGUGUUUAUCGAUGAUGAGCGUCGGUGCCGCCCGUUCCCACCCCUCCACUACGAGUUGAGCCCGGCCACAAGAGCAGAAGACUACACAUCCGAGGAGCUCGCGGCGCUCAGAAGACGGCAACACAAGCACGCGAGUCCAGAAGACGGCGAGGCUUGGCUCGAGGCGUACUUCUCCUGGGCGAGUCUCGUCGACGGCUUCGUCGACCGGCAGCUGUUCCUUCGCGAUAUGGCAGUAGGAGGGAACUACUUUUCCGAGUUUCUCCUCGUGUGCAUGUACUGCACGGGGAUCCGGCUCAGCUACGGGAUGGACGAGCGCGAGCGGCAGGAAAAGGGCGACAAGUACACCACGCUCGCGCUGAGUAUGCUUGGCGCGGUUACGCUCGGACGGUCGUGCGUCGCGUCUAUCCAGGGUUUGUUGUUGUUGUCCGGGCGGCAGAUUGCCACGGGCCACAUUACUGGCUCGUGGAUGCUGGCGGGGACAGCCAUCCGGAUGAUGCAGAAUAUUGGAAUACACCUCCUCCCCGAAGAAGACCCCGAUACGUGGUCAAUCUUGCCGCCAGAGGAACGAGAUGUCCGCACGCGCAUUUUCUGGGCCGCGUACGCCUGGGAGAAGCUCCAGGCCAUGACACUCGGGCGGGACUCGACACUACCUUUGCGUGUCGGUCACACGCCCGACACGCUCCCGCCCGACCCAGACGACGAGCUCGAUUGGAAGCCGGCCGUGCCGGAGGGCAUGAGCCUGCCAUACGGAGCCGUUUACCCUUCGACGCCGCAGCUCAAGAUGUUCACGAUGCGGUAUUACGUGCGUCUGGUCAUGCUCCUUGACGAGGUGCUCGCAAACAUGUACUCGCCGAGCGUGAGCAACAACCGUUCGCUCUCGUUCAUCCGCGACGCGAUCGAGAAGCUCGAGGCGUGGUGGGCGGCGCUGCCGGACAACUUGCGCAUCGACGAGCCGCGCGAGGCAGCACGGUCACCGCCGCCCAACAUUGUAAUCAUCAACCUGCUCUACCACACGAUCAAGAUCCUCGUGUACCGCCCCUUGCUGCACGACAGCUCACCGGCACUGACGUCGACUGCCCUGGCGCACUGCCGCGCCGCGGCAAUCGCCACGAGUGAUGUGCUGUCGCUGUGGGUGCGGACGUUUGGGCACAACUCGUACCACUACCUGUUCAUCUACUGCACGUUUAUUGCUGCCGGCGUAGACAUCUUCCUCAUCCGCAGCGGCAACCAGCAUAUCCGGGACGAGGCGCUGCAUCGCCUGCAAGUGGCGAUCGCGACAUUGGAGAAGGGACAGAAUCAGGCGCAUGCGAUCCGCUUGGGCGUGAUCAACAUCCGGAGCCAGCUGCGGCGGGCGACGGCAGCGGCGGCAGGCGAGGCCGCGUCGUCAGAGUACGCCGGGCCGCUGUCAACGACGGACAGCACGCCGAACCAGCAGCUGGCGCAGAGCAGUGGGCACGACGGCGCGUCCGAGCUCGCGCCCGUGCUCAACGCCGAGGUGCUGGACGACCUCGUCAUGCCGUGGCUCGACGACCAGUUCGACAACCAGGCGCUGAUGGACAUGCUGCGGACCAUGCCGAUCAGCACGAACAAUCCGUUCGAGGUGGGAGCGGACCAGGAUCUGGGGUUUGCGUUCAGCGGGACGUUUUAG